This is a messenger RNA of Plectropomus leopardus (leopard coralgrouper), 401 nucleotides long. The record is from RefSeq and is a predicted model, not a curated record. NCBI's taxonomy places the organism in Eukaryota, Metazoa, Chordata, Actinopteri, Perciformes, Serranidae.
ACGUGUGACGCUUUCAUUCCCGGCUCAGUAAUAUUCUCAUAGCGGGGCUUUGCAUAUCUCCUGCCGUAUCUGUGUGUGUCUGUCACUGUUACUGUAGUCCCAGCCUAUAGUUUGAAAUAGAUAUGGAAGGAGACGGGAGUCAAGCCACAUCCGGAAGCCUAAAUGAUUCACAACAUGACCCGGGUAAAAUGUUUAUCGGUGGCCUCAGCUGGCAAACCUCACCAGACAGCCUUAGAGACUAUUUUAGUAAAUUCGGAGAAAUAAGAGAAUGUAUGGUGAUGAGAGACCCCACGACAAAACGCUCAAGAGGAUUUGGGUUUGUUACGUUUACAGAUGCUGCCAGUGUAGAUAAAGUCUUAGCUCAACAACACCACGAAUUAGACUCAAAGACGGUGAGUUGA